AUGACGACCCAGAUUGCAUCGCUGGUCGGCAAGAGAAUCUUGGCCGAAUCGGCAAGAAACCAUUUUGGCACAGAGGAUCCCUACUUUGAAGAAGUCCCGGCCUCCCGCAUAGGACGAGCAUUCGGCAAGAAGACACAGAAAAGGCGCAAAGCGAUACCGCCAGGCUUAUCGGAACACGACCAGAAAGUCUUGACGCAAGUCAAGAGACGGGCGUAUCGACUGGACUAUAGUCUGUUCAAUCUGUGCGGCAUCAGGUUUGGAUGGGGAAGCGUGAUUGGGUUGAUUCCCUUUGCCGGAGAUGCUGCCGAUGCAGCACUUGCCUUGAUGGUCGUGCGAACCUGCGACGGUAUUGAGGGGGGUCUUCCUGCAAGCCUUCGCAUGAUGAUGAUGAUCAACGUUGUGAUCGAUUUUUUUAUAGGACUCGUUCCUUUUGUGGGUGACAUCGCAGAUGCUCUCUAUAAGUGCAAUACCAGGAAUGCAGUGCUCUUGGAGAAGCAUCUGCGGGAGAAAGGGGCCAAAGCGCUCUCAAAGCAUGGCGGAAGGCACGAUAUAGUCGAGGACGCGAGUCUACCCGAGGAAUUUGAUCGAUACCACAAGGAUACCUUGGAGGAACCAAGGAGGCAUCGGAGCAAGAAGCACUCUAGGACUGACGGUCCUGCGGUGCCCGAACCAGCAAAACGUCCACGGAGAAACCGGUCGCAAAGAAGAUGGUUUGGCGGCGCAGCUCCCGAGGACGACGACCUCGAAAGAGGAGUCAUCGAUAAUACGCAGUCCAGUAGGCCCUGAUGAAAGGUCGCACAACUCACACGAUAGAUGCGAGGGAACACGGGAUGCUUAAUGAGUCGGGAAAUUGUCACAUAAUCAAAUGCUGCGUAUCAUAAUUUUUAAUGUUGCAAUAUCACUUUUUAACAGCUCAGAUCGGGUCGAGAUCGGGCGCAUGCAUAGCAUAUCU
Aspergillus saccharolyticus JOP 1030-1 is the source of this 952-nucleotide messenger RNA. RefSeq names its product DUF4112 domain-containing protein. The transcript has 3 exons. The record is from RefSeq and is a predicted model, not a curated record. Bases 1 to 786 code for a protein of 261 amino acids. NCBI's taxonomy places the organism in Eukaryota, Fungi, Ascomycota, Eurotiomycetes, Eurotiales, Aspergillaceae.